This is a messenger RNA of Talpa occidentalis (Iberian mole), 4188 nucleotides long. RefSeq names its product SR-related CTD associated factor 1 (gene SCAF1). The record is from RefSeq and is a predicted model, not a curated record. Lineage: Eukaryota; Metazoa; Chordata; Mammalia; Eulipotyphla; Talpidae. Gene Ontology annotation, molecular function: RNA polymerase II C-terminal domain binding.
CCCGAGCGGCGGGGUCUGCUGUGGGCCUGGUGCUGGCCCUGAGACUGGGGUGAACAUGGAGGAAGAAGAUGAGUCCCGAGGGAAAGCAGAGGAGUCAGGCGAGGACCGGGCUGACGGGCCGCCUGACAGAGACCCCACGCUUCCUCCUUCUGCCUUUAUCCUGCGGGCCAUUCAGCAGGCCGUGGGGAGCUCCCUGCAGGGGGACCUGCCAAACGACAAAGAUGGUUCUCGCUGUCAUGGCCUUCGAUGGAGGCGCUGCCGCAGCCCACGGUCAGAGCCCCGUUCCCAGGAAUCAGGGGGGACUGACACAGCUACUGUGUUGGACAUGGCCGCAGACAGCUUCCUUGCGGGGCUGGUGAGCGUCCUGGAUCCCCCAGACACCUGGGUUCCCAGCCACCUGGACUUGCGGCCUGGCGAAAGCGAGGAUAUGCUGGAGCUGGUGGCUGAGGUCCGGAUCGGGGACCGGGAUCCGAUCCCUCUGCCCGUACCCAGCCUGCUGCCCCGUCUCAGGGCCUGGAGGAGAGGCAAAACGGUUUCUCCACAGUCUCACUCUUCUCGACCUGCCUGUGCCCGUCACCUCCUCACCUUGGGCACUGGAGAUGGGGGCCCCGCCCCGCCCCCUGCCCCCUCUUCUGCAUCUUCUUCCCCUUCCCCUUCCCCUUCAUCGUCCUCUCCUUCCCCUCCGCCCCCUCCACCCCCUCCAGCCCCUCCAGCCCCACCUGCCCCCCGGUUUGACAUCUAUGACCCCUUCCACCCCACCGACGAGGCCUACUCCCCACCGCCGGCUCCGGAGCAGAAGUACGACCCCUUCGAGCCCACUGGCUCCAACCCCAGCUCAUCGGCGGGGACCCCUUCGCCGGAGGAGGAGGAGGAAGAGGAGGAGGAGGAAGAGGAGGAGGAGGAGGAGGAAGGCCUGUCUCAGAGCAUCAGCCGCAUCUCGGAGACGCUGGCGGGCAUCUAUGAUGACAACAGCCUGAGCCAGGACUUCCCAGGUGACGAGAGCCCCUGCCAGGACCCCCAGCCCCCGCAGCCGGCUCCGGCUCCUGGGACCCCGCCCCAGGCGGACUCCACACGGGUAGAAGGAGCCACCCGCCGGCGUGUCUUUGUGGUGGGGACCGAGGCAGAAGCCUGUCGGGAAGGCAAGGUCUCGGUGGAGGUGGUGACUGCAGGGGGAGCCUCUCUCCCGCCGCCCCUGCUGGCGCCUGGCGACUCGGAGAUCGAGGAGGGCGAGAUCGUCCAGCCGGAGGAGGAGCCCCGGGUGGCCGUGUCCCUCUUCCGGGCGGGGGGCCGCGCCGCCCGCCCCGCUCCGGCCGCCCCCGCCACCCCCGCGGCCCAGCCCCCGCCGCCCGCCCCCCGGGCCCCGGAGGGCGACGACUUCUUGUCCCUGCACGCGGAGUCGGAUGGGGAGGGCGCGCUGCAGGUGGACCUGGGGGAGCCGGCGCCCGCCCCGCCGGCCGCGGACACGCGCUGGGGCGGCCUGGACCUGCGCCGCAAGAUCCUCACCCAGCGGCGCGAGCGCUACCGCCAGCGCUCCCCGUCCCCCGCCGCGGCCGCGCCCGCCCCCGCCGGCCCGCCCGCGCGCAAGAAGUCCCGGCGCGAGCGCAAGAGGAGCGGCGGCGGCGAGCCCAAGGAGGCGGCCUCCUCGUCCUGCGGCGCGCAGCCCGCGGCGCCGGCGCCCGCCUCCCCCUGGGACUCCAAGAAGCACCGCUCCCGGGACCGCAAGCCCGGCGCGCACGCCUCGGCCUCCGCCCGCCGCCGCUCCCGCUCGCGCUCGCGCUCGCGCUCCCGCUCCGCGCGCCGCCGCUCCCGCAGCACCGACCGCCGCCGCGGGGGCAGCCGCCGCUCGCGCUCCCGGGAGAAGCGCAGGCGGCGGCGGCGCUCGGCCUCGCCGCCCCCCGCCACCUCCUCGUCGUCGUCCUCCCGGCGGGAGCGGCACCGCGGCAAGCACCGGGACGGCGGCGGCAGCAAGAAGAAGAAGAAGCGCUCCCGGUCCCGGGGCGAGAAGCGGUCGGGGGACAGCGAGAAGGCCCCGGCCGCGGCCGCGCCGCCCCCCGGCUCCGUGUCCUUGGCGGGGGAGCGGGACAGCCGCCGCCGGGCCGUGCCGCCCUCCAUCCAGGACCUCACGGACCACGACCUCUUCGCCAUCAAGCGGACCAUCACCGUGGGCCGGCCCGACAAGCCGGACCCCCGCGGCGCCUCCCCGGCCCCGGCCGCGUCGCCCAAGCGCGAGGUCCUGUACGACUCCGAGGGGCUGAGCGCCGAGGAGCGGGGCGGCAAGAGCAGCGAGAAGGACCGGCGCCGCUCGGGGGCCGCCUCCUCGUCCUCCCGGGAAAAGGGAUCGCGGCGGAAAGCGCUGGAUGGGGGGGACCGGGACAGGGACCGGGACCGGGACCGGGACAGGUCGUCCAAGAAGGCCCGGCCGCCCAAGGACUCGGUGCCCUCGGGGCCCCCGCCCAAGCCCGCGGUCAGCAGCGGCUCGGGCUCCUCGUCCUCGUCGUCGUCGUCGUCCUCCCGGAAGGUGAAGCUGCAGUCCAAGGUGGCGGUGCUGAUCCGCGAGGGCGUCAGCAGCACCACGCCGGCCAAGGAGGCCGCGUCCGCCGGCCUGGGCUCCAUCGGGGUCAAGUUCAGCCGUGACCGGGAGAGCCGCUCCCCCUUCCUCAAGCCGGAUGAGCGGGCCCCUGCUGAGGUGGCCAAAGCGGCGCCGGGCAGCACCAAGCCCAAAAAGACCAAGGUCAAGGCCAAGGCCGGGGCCAAGAAAGCUAAGGGGACCAAGGGGAAGACCAAGCCAUCCAAGACCAGGAAGAAGGUCCGCGGCGGCGCGGGCGGCGGGGGUGGCGGGGGCCCCGUGACGCUCAAGAAGUCCAAGGCAGACAGCUGCAGCCAGCCCGCUGGGGCCAAGGGCGCCGAGGAGACUUCCUGGUCCGGGGAAGAGCGGGCGGCCAAGGCCCCUAGCACCCCGCCCCCCAAGGCCGCCCCCCCAGCCCCUGCGCUCACGCCGGACUCGCAGACUGUGGACAGCAGCUGUAAGACCCCCGAAGUCUCCUUCUUGCCCGAAGAGGCCACCGAGGAGGCGGGGGGCCGAGGUGGGGCUGAGGAGGAGGAGGAGGAGGAAGAGGAGGAGGAAGAGGAGGAGGAGGAGGAGGAACAGCAGCCGGCCACCACCACGGCCACCAGCACAGCUGCAGCCGCCCCAAGUGCUGCCCCGAGCGCAGGGUCCACGGCUGGUGACUCGGGGGCAGAGGACGGACCGGCCACUCGGGUCUCUCAGCUGCCCACGCUGCCCCCACCCAUGCCGUGGAGCCUGCCUGCUGGUGUGGACUGCACCACCAGUGGCGUCCUGGCCUUGACUGCACUUCUCUUCAAGAUGGAGGAAGCCAAUCUGGCGAGCAGAGUGAAGGCCCAGGAGCUGAUCCAGGCCACCAACCAGAUCCUCAGCCACAGAAAGCCACCCUCAAGUCUGGGGGUGACACCAGCUCCUAUGCCCACCUCUCUGGGUCUGCCCCCUGGCCCUUCCAGCUACCUGCUCCCCGGAAGCCUCCCCCUGGGGGGCUGUGGCUCUACCCCCCCCACCCCCACCGGGCUGGCUGCAGCAUCUGACAAGAGGGAAGGCAGCAGCAGCUCUGAGGGACGAGGGGACACAGACAAGUACCUGAAGAAGCUGCACACGCAGGAGCGGGCGGUGGAGGAGGUAAAGCUGGCCAUCAAGCCCUACUACCAGAAGAAGGACAUCACCAAGGAGGAGUACAAGGACAUUCUGAGGAAGGCCGUCCACAAGAUCUGCCACAGCAAAAGCGGGGAGAUCAACCCGGUGAAGGUGAGCAACCUGGUGCGGGCCUACGUCCAACGCUACCGCUACUUCCGCAAGCACGGCCGCAAGCCAGGGGACCCCCCAGGCCCCCCACGGCCGCCCAAGGAGCCGGGGCCCCCCGACAAGGGUGGCCCGGGUCUACCCCUGCCCCCUCUCUGAGACCCCUGGCCACCCCUGCCCUCCGUUGCCUCAGAAUUCUGGACGUAUUUAUGGCUCCGCCUCCCCACUUCCCUCCCCCGCCAGUGGGAUGAGUGGGGGAGGGCUGCUGCUGGACUAGGAGAGCCCCCUGCCCGGCCCAGCCCCGCCCCGCCCCCUUCCCCAGACCUGUCCCUGCCGCCCCUCCCUUUCGUGCCCCCAGUUUCAUUAAAGAUUUCAUGAAA